AUGCAGCAGGAAUGUGCGCUGGGCAUGUCUGUGAUUGGCCGACGCAGCACCUCGUCGGACGAUGUUCCACAACUGAAGCAGCAGAGAGAUAAACUGCGUCAGUAUCAGAAGAGAAUCAACCUGCAGCUGCAGAAAGAGAGAAGUUUAGCCAAGCAGCUGCUCAAAGAUGGCAAGAAAGAGAAGGCUCUGCUGCUGCUGAAGAAGAAGCGCUACCAGGAUCAGCUGCUGGAUAAAACAGAAAACCAGAUCAGUAACCUGGAGCGGAUGGUUCAGGACUUGGAGUUCGUCCAGAUUGAGAAGAAAGUGAUCGAUGGUCUGAAGGUUGGAAACGACUGUCUGAAGAAAAUGCACGAGGUGAUGUCUAUUGAAGAAGUGGAGCGGAUUAUGGAUGAAACUCAAGACGCCAUCGAGUAUCAAAGACAAAUAGACGACAUGUUGGCCGGAUCGUUGUCUCAGGAAGAUGAAGACGCUGUUCUGGCUGAACUGGAGGAGAUUACUCAGGGAGACGUUGAGCUUCCCUCAGUUCCCUCAGACGAGCUGCCGGAAGUCCCAGCAGCCUCAGAGAAGAAACCAGAGAAGGAACGAGCGAGAAAGAAAGCCGAGCCGGAGCUUCUGGCUGCGUAGAAACUCAACUUCCUGUUGGACUUUUAUUCUGACACACUCCAACACACACACACACACACACACACACACACACACACACACACACUAUGACGGCAGAUGUUUUGGGGCUUCCUUUCAUCCCAUCCGGCCGCUGUUUCCGUCUCCUUGACGACGAGGAUGCUGAUUUUUUUAGAACCAUGAAGCGCUGUGAGAUCAGAUAACUGUGCCUAACAUUCGUCUCCUUGUUAUUAUAAACCCAAAAUCAUUUUUAACUGACGUUUAAAUGCAUGUGUGUAUUUACUCAGUGUGUAACUCAUCAUGUUUUUAAAGGGUCACUUCACCCAAAAUUACUAAAAAAAGAUAUUUACCCUCUAACAUCGAUUAUUGUUGUUUUUUUCUUGUUUAAUUUUUUUCACCUUUUUACAUAAAACUCUAAAAAGCUGCAACGGUUACUGGAUUCAUU
Scomber japonicus (chub mackerel) is the source of this 1066-nucleotide messenger RNA. RefSeq names its product charged multivesicular body protein 6-like. The transcript has 8 exons. Gene Ontology annotation, cellular component: ESCRT III complex; multivesicular body. Gene Ontology annotation, biological process: late endosome to vacuole transport via multivesicular body sorting pathway; vesicle budding from membrane. The coding region runs from base 1 to 624 and encodes 207 amino acids. Lineage: Eukaryota; Metazoa; Chordata; Actinopteri; Scombriformes; Scombridae. The record is from RefSeq and is a predicted model, not a curated record.